AAAUGACUCGGAAUGAGCUGUAGCGGCAGAUUGCUGUAUUUGAAUAAAUAUCUGUCAUCUGACCUACUUAAUUCCUCGUUGACCGUCUCCGCUCCGCCACGUUCGUGGUAUAAGAACCGGAAUAGCGGAAAAAGAAGGAAUAAUAUGAGUUCUGUCUCAAUCAUAUAGCUAGCAUGCUAACGAGCUAGCAUAGCCAGCAACAGCAUCAUGAGCUGCUGAUGAUACAGACAUCAGUUUUGGAGGUGGCACUCACACAACAAUGUAUGUUUUCUACACAAUUAUCGCAUCCUUAGGAUUUUUUUUCGUUUUGAAAUGGAUGAAAAAGCGAAAGUAUUGCACCGACCUGAAAAGACUCGAUGGCAAGACAGUUCUUAUUACAGGUGGGAAUUCGGGCAUUGGCAAGGACACAGCUGUUUCCUUGGCAAUGAGAGGAGCCCGUGUCAUUAUCGCUUGCAGAGACUCGGACAAGGCUGAGAAGGCUGUGAGGGAGAUCAAGUUUAGAGGCCACAGUCUUAACGUAGUUCACAUGGAGCUGGAUCUGGCCAACCUGCGCUCUGUGAGGGAAUUCUGUAAGAACUUUCUCCAGAGGGAGAAGAGGCUUGACAUCCUGAUCAAUAAUGCAGCGAUGCCCGGCGUCCUUGACUGGACAGACGACAGCUUCAGCAUGUGUUUUGGCGUCAACCACUUGGGUCACUUCCUUCUAACCAACCUGCUUCUGUCUCGCCUGAGGGAAUGCGCUCCCAGCCGAGUGGUGACCCUCACAUGCUCCAGCUACAAAUACCAGAAGCUAGACUUCCAGGACCUCAACUACAACCUGCUGCCCUUCUUCACAUACUGCCGCAGCAAGCUGGCCAACAUCUACUUCAGUCAGGAACUGGCCCGCAUCUCCGAAGGGAAAGGAGUGACCUCCUACGCUGUGCACCCUGGUUUUGUCCAAAGCGGUUGGACCUGCCACUACUCUGUCCUGUUCCGGAUGCUGAUGCAGGUGAUCAUGUGGAUGUUUUUUGUGCCGUGUGAGAUUGGAGCCCAGACUGUCAUCUACUGCGCGGUGUCAGAUGAAGCUGUCAAAUACAGCGGGGGUUACUUCGUCGACUGCCGGCCUGCCACUCUGCGUCCUUUUGCAAGAGAUGCUGGUGUGGCAAAGAAACUGUGGGAGGCCAGCGAGCGACUGGUUAAACUGGCUUGAUCAUACACCCUG
Molecule: messenger RNA, 1198 nt
Organism: Stegastes partitus (bicolor damselfish)
Lineage: Eukaryota; Metazoa; Chordata; Actinopteri; Pomacentridae
Product: retinol dehydrogenase 14
Exons: 4
Coding region: 260-1186 (308 amino acids)
Source: RefSeq, a predicted model, not a curated record